Callorhinchus milii (elephant shark) is the source of this 1886-nucleotide messenger RNA. RefSeq names its product phosphatase and actin regulator 3. Bases 27 to 1886 code for a protein of 619 amino acids. The transcript has 13 exons. Gene Ontology annotation, biological process: stress fiber assembly; cell motility. Gene Ontology annotation, molecular function: actin binding. The record is from RefSeq and is a predicted model, not a curated record. NCBI's taxonomy places the organism in Eukaryota, Metazoa, Chordata, Chondrichthyes, Chimaeriformes, Callorhinchidae.
UGGCAGUGGCAGUGCCUGGCGGCUGUAUGCACACAGCCCGAGCUGCCGCGGCUGUGAUGAGCAGUGAGCGAUGCGAGCGGGGAGACUGCAGAGGGAAGGCGGUGCGGAGGCCGCGCGGAACGGGCGGGUUGCGGGUCUCUGGCCGGAUGCGAUGUGCGGGCAGACAGCGGCGGGCGGCGGGCGAGGAGCCAACGGCUGCCCGGGGCGGUGAGGAUGUGGAGCCAGUGGGCGGGAUGCGAUCAGAGACAGUGAAGCCGGGACUCCGCACUCCGCCUCUCCGCAGACACAGUAAGCUGGCCUCUCUCGGCCGCAUCUUCAAACCCUGGAAGUGGAGGAAAAAGAAAACGGAGAAAUUCAAACAAUCGUCAGCCGCGUUGGAGAAGAAGAUUUCAGGCAGGCAAAGCCGGGAGGAGCUAAUCAAGAAAGGUUUGCUGGAGAUAUUUGAACAAGCAGUGAAUGAAUCACCAUUGGAACAUGAGCCAGCUGAUAGGGGUGCAGAGCGUCCUCCAAACCCUGCCCCCAGCCGUGCUGCGUCCGCCCCCGGAUCCCCACACCCUGGGCAGGAGGUCACCUUGGAGCCGGUUCAGCUCCAAGGAGACCCCGUUUACACCCCCCCCAGCAUCGUAGAUCUCUCCCCCUGCGUCAUAAGCUCUUCCCCAGUGCCCGAGACCUUUGCCCCAGCACCUGAGGCCCUCACCUCUUUUCUCCGUGUCUCUGCAGUGAUCAGCACUGAACACUCUCCUCUCAAGACCUCACCACCUCUAGUGCCAAAGAACAGCACAGGCCGGUCAGCUCCCUUCUCGUUCUGCACUCUGCCCCGAGCCUCGGUGCCCGCGCGGCACCCUGUGAGCAGGCUGUCCGCGGCCUCCCCGUGCCCAGCGUCGCCGCUCCGCGUGCCACCGCCCAGCCACAUCAUCGAGGAGCUGCACAGAGCCCUGGCCGUCAAACACCAGCAGGAGAGCUUUCACGAGACGGAGAGCAGGGCGUCGCCGCGGGGAAGGACCGAGAGGCGGCUGAGCCGGCAGAACAGCCGGGAGCAGUUGCCGGGGCUGGGGUCAGGGUCCCAGCCCAGCGGCCAGGCCGAGUCUGACGAGGACAAGGAGAACAGGGCGCUGGAGGGCGACUGCCAGCCCGACAGACCUGAGCCUUACCUCACUGGUUCAUUGCCCAGGAGUGUGUGUAAGAAGGAGCUGCUGGCCGUUAAGCUGAGGAACCGGCCGUCCAAACAGGAACUGGAGGACCGGAACAUCUUCCCGAUCCGGAGCCACGCGGAGCGCCAGGAACUGCGGCAUCAGAUCCAGCUCAAGCUGUCCAGGCGCCUGAGCCAGAGACCCGCAGCCGAGGAGCUGGAGCGCAGGAAUAUCCUGAAACAGAGGAAUGAUCAAACUGAACAGGAAGAGAGACGAGAGAUCAAACAGCGGCUGAACAGAAAGCUGAACCAGCGGCCAACAGUUGAUGAGCUGCGAGACCGGAAAAUCCUCAUUCGCUUCAGUGAUUACGUGGAGGUGGCGAAAGCCCAGGAUUAUGACCGGCGAGCGGACAAGCCCUGGACACGACUAUCCGCAGCCGACAAGGCAGCCAUUCGUAAAGAACUUAAUGAAUACAAAAGCAACGAAAUGGAGGUGCACGCAUCCAGCCGGCAUUUGACAAGGUCAGGACAUUUUAUGCUUAUUUGUGCAAUUGUUAGUGUGAACAGCACAGCAGGAUUGCUGUGCUGUUUGACUGUUUUCAUCGAGGCUGAGGUAUCGGAGAUCCCAGAAGGUUGCUCUGUGGUGAAAGACAAACUGAUAGUUUUCCCCAAUGACCCAUCGAGAAGCCACAGCUUCCCCAAUAACCCACUGUGGAGCAGGUUUCCCCGUCACGAGCCUCUCCCACAAUCCUAUUAA